CUCAAGCUGGUUGCGAGGGCAGCACCAUAUCGCCGACAGCGGCGCCCUAAGCGCGGUAUGCACCGUGAUAGAGUACAGUACAUAGCUACUCGGUCUGUCGUAUUAUUGUACCGUUGAUCUGGAUUCGAUAUGUAACCCCGACGACAGGGAAUCGGAGGCAACGCUUAUCGCAUCCGGUAAGAUAAAUUACCCCCAGGGGUGGGGUCGACUGUGAAUCAUUGUAAUUUAAACAAAACAGUCGCACAAGUUAUGUGUUAAUCCAAGCAAGUGGAGCGAUUUGAACGACGUGAUCAUGGCUCGACCGAUCGUGCCAAGCCAGCAGAAGCUGGCUGAGAAGCUGACCAUUUUGAAUGACAGAGGCAUUGGUAUGCUCACACGUAUUUACAAUAUUAAGAAGGCCUGUGGCGAUGCCAAAUCCAAGCCUGCUUUCCUCUCUGACAAGGCACUGGAGUCUUCCAUCAAGGCUAUUGUCAGGAAGUUUCCUAACAUUGAUAUCAAGGGACUGCAGACCAUUACGAACAUUCGUAACGAAAUCAUCAAGUCCUUAUCGUUAUACUACUAUACAUUUGUUGAUCUUCUGGAUUUUAAGGAUAAUGUGUGCGAACUGCUGACCACUAUGGAUGCUUGUGGCGUUCACAUGGAUAUUACAAUCAAUUUUGACUUGACUAAAGGAUACCUAGACCUUGUAGUCACAUAUGUCAGUUUGAUGGUCCUACUGUCACGAGUUGAGGAUCGCAAAGCAGUGCUAGGGCUCUUCAAUGCAGCCCAUGAGAUGGUGCACAGUCAGUCAGAUCCUAGUUUUCCUCGUUUAGGUCAAAUGAUUAUGGAUUAUGAUGCUCCACUGAAGAAGCUGUCGGAAGAGUUUGUGCCACACUCCAAGUUGCUGAAAAAUGCUCUUAUUUCCUUGUGGCCGAUAUAUCCUGGCAGAAACUUGACUGCUGACACAUGGAGAGCUGAUCAGAAAUUGAGCCUUGUAGGUAGCCCUGGCCAGAUUCUCAAGGCAGCAGCAACGGAGACCAUGUCCUGCGAAACGCUGAGCUUGGACAGAAUUGAGAGAUGGGUAAUUCUUGGAUUUACACUCUGUCACACGUUCUUGAGUCAAGAACAGCCAAACAAACUGUGGAUCACUGCUUUGGAAUCUGGUUGGGUGUUGGCGUUGUUCAGAGACGAGGUAAUUUACAUACAUCAGUACAUUCAGACAUUCUUUGAAAGCAUGAAAGGGUACAGUAAACGAGUGUCAGAGGUAAAAGAAUGUUACAAUCAAGCAGUACAAAAGGCUGGCUACAGGCACAGAGAACGAAGGAAAUUCUUGAGGACUGCUCUGAAAGAAUUAGGCUUAAUUUUAACCGACCAGCCUGGCCUCCUGGGACCGAAAGCACUGCUGGUCUUAAUGGGUCUCUCUCACGCGCGAGACGAGGUGCUGUGGCUACUAAGACACGGGGACAAUCCUCCGAUUCAAGGCAAAGCCAAAGGACGAGGUAGUGAGGAUUUGGUGGACCGCCAGUUGCCGGAAUUGCUCUUCCAUUGCGAAGAACUAAGAGCUUUAGUGAAAAAGUAUUCUCAGGUGCUUCAAAGGUAUUACGUCCAGUUCCUCGCGGGAUUCGACGCCCCUGCUCUACAUCAGAUGAUACAGAAUCUUCCGGUCUGUCCCGAGGACGAGGGAGCUAUUCUUAGUGAUAUGUGUUCAACUAUAGCUAGUCUGACUGUGAAGCAAGUUGAGGAGAAUGAGUUGUUUGAUUUCCGUGCCUUCCGAUUGGACUGGUUCAGGCUGCAGGCUUAUAUGUCUAUUGCAAAAGGCAAUAUGAAUUUGGCUGAUAAUAGAGAAUUAGCUUCCUUCAUGGACACGGUGAUCUUUCAUACGAAAAUGGUUGACAAUUUGGAUGAGAUGUUAGUCGAAACGUCCGACUUAUCCAUUUUCUGUUUUUACAGCAAAAUAUUCGAAGACCAGUUUCACAUGUGUCUCGAGUUCCCCGCUCAGAACCGCUAUAUCGUCGCUUUUCCGCUCAUAUGCAGUCACUUCCAGAGUUGCACCCACGAGCUCUGUCCGGAGGAACGUCAUCAUAUUCGCGAGAGGAGUCUCUCCGUCGUGAAUAUGUUCCUGGACGAGAUGGCCAAGGAAGCCAAGAAUAUUAUCACGACUAUUUGCGACGAGCAGUGUAACAUGAGCGACAAGCUGUUACCGAAACAUUGCGCUCUGUUAAUAUCACAGGUUGUCAAUCGCAAGAAGAAGGACAAGAACAAGAAGAACAUGUACGAGAUUCACAAGCCCGGUAUAGAGAGCUUCAGGAAGACCCGGGAGGAAUUAACGACGAUGGACAAGCUGCAUAUGGCGCUUACCGAGUUGUGCUACGCUAUCAAUUACUGUCCUACCAUCAACGUCUGGGAGUACACCUUCGCGCCGAGAGAAUAUCUGCAUCAACAUCUGGAGUCGCGAUUUGCCAGAGCACUCGUGGGAAUGGUCAUGUACAAUCCGGAUACAAGCGAGAUAGCCAAGCCGUCGGAGCUCUUCGUCAGCGUUAGGUCCUACAUGAACGUCCUUCAGACCAUUGAGAAUUACGUACACAUAGACAUCACGCGCGUCUUUAACAAUGCUCUGCUGCAGCAGACUCAGGAGCUGGACAGUCACGGUGACAAGACUAUAGCCGCGCUCUACACUCAAUGGUACUCGGACGUCCUGUUGAGGCGAGUUAGCGCCGGCAAUAUCUGCUACUCCGCGAAUCAACGGGCGUUCGUCAGCUUAUCGGUGGAAGGUGCCAUUCCCUUUAAUGCCGAGGAGUUCUCCGACAUUAACGAGUUGAGGGCAUUGGCGGAACUGAUAGGGCCAUAUGGCAUGAAGAUGUUAAACGAGAAUUUGAUGUGGCACAUCGCCAGUCAGGUACAACAGCUAAAGAAACUGGUGACGGGCAAUAGGGACGUACUAGUUGCUCUGAGGACGAACUUCGACAAGCCGGAGGUCAUGAAGGAGCAAUUUAAGAGAUUGCAACACGUGGACAACGUUCUUCAGCGAGUUACCAUAAUAGGCGUGAUCCUGAGCUUCCGGCAGUUAUCACAAUCCGCAUUGGUCGACGUGUUAGAGGAACGCAUACCGUUUUUGCUGAGCUCCAUAUUGGACUUCAGACAUCAUCUGCCUUCCGGUGAUCCUAUGCGCGUCGUUUCCGAGAUGACCUCGGCUGCAGGUUUGACCUGCAAGGUCGAUCCCACCUUGACGACCGCGUUGCGAAAUCAAAAGGGCGAACCCGAAGAGGACGAGCACCUGCUCGUGUGCCUGUUGAUGGUUUUCGUGGCAGUCUCCAUUCCGAAAUUGGCUCGUAACGAAAAUUCUUUCUAUCGUGCGUCGCUCGAGGGCCAUUCCAACAACAUACACUGCAUGGCCACCGCUAUAAACAACAUAUUCGGAGCGUUGUUCACGAUUUGCGGGCAGAAUGACAUAGAGGAUAGGAUGAAGGAAUUCCUGGCUCUGGCUUCGUCGAGUUUAUUGAGAUUGGGUCAAGAAGCGGACAAGGAGGCGACCCGGAACCGAGAGUCCGUCUAUCUGCUGCUGGAUCAGAUAGUCCAGGAAUCUCCGUUUCUGACGAUGGACUUGCUGGAGAGCUGCUUCCCAUACGCACUGAUUCGCAACGCAUAUCACGACGUGUACAAGCUGGAGCACUCGCAACCGUAAGCUUAACGGCGAGGAAAUUACGAAGGGAGACGGGGUGCUGCAUUAAUCUAACUUGCCACUCAGGGCCACUUUUUUACAUCCGUUCACAUUGGAGGCAAUCGCGAGGAAUUCGCUGUUAAAUGUCACGCGGCCGUACAGUGAUAACGCACCGGAUGAAGCGGAAUUCCGGUUUUUUGCGAUGCAAAAGUACAAGCGUAUAUUAGCGGAGGCUGAGGAAAGAGUGGCGAACGCAUAUGACUCGUUCGUAGGAUCGUUAACAUCUAAGUGCAACUGCUCGAUAUUUUAACGUAACGCAAGCUUACGACUGUCGAAAUGCAUUUUUAGCGUUCCCUCUUGCGUUACUUGCGACGAAUCGCGCGUCGAGUCGCGUCACGUUGUACAAUCGAGAUUUGCUUUCUCCUCGGAUGAGACGGACUAGCAUAAUUGAAUAUACUAUCUUUUUAUGAAGAAAGGAUCUUUAUUAAGGUAAAUAAAUGAACGGACAAUUUGUCGAGACUCGCGGACUUUCGUAAUAACAGCCGCGACGAUGCAUUUUGUAAUGUACAGUAUAUCUCUAGUUUACAUUUGACAUCUCCGGCUUGAAGAGUAUUCAUUAGUACAUAAGUGCAUAUCUUAAAUUCCAGCCGAGUAUUAUACUUCAACGUGAAAGAACUUUUGUAUUGCACGGGGACGCACGAUGUAAGCUCCCACGAUUCCAAGCUGAAGAUCGCGAUAUUCAUGUAUCACACAGUAGGUAUCGUCACUCACCCACUAUGACUUUUUAAUGUACAAUUGUAACUUUUACAAUAGUUUAUAUAAUAAAUAAAACUAUGUGUAAAACGAA
Odontomachus brunneus is the source of this 4484-nucleotide messenger RNA. RefSeq names its product membrane-associated protein Hem (gene Hem). Gene Ontology annotation, cellular component: SCAR complex. Bases 293 to 3661 code for a protein of 1122 amino acids. Lineage: Eukaryota; Metazoa; Arthropoda; Insecta; Hymenoptera; Formicidae. The record is from RefSeq and is a predicted model, not a curated record. Gene Ontology annotation, biological process: cell migration; cell morphogenesis; neuron projection morphogenesis. The transcript is spliced from 2 exons.